GUUUAGCCUUCUUAGCUGCCCACUGAAGCUCCAAAACCAAGCUCAUCAUCCAUUUGAGAACGAUGGGGAAGUUCGCAUACCUCGCCGUGGAGCCUAACGCCGAUCUCAUUGAUUCCGAUCUCAGGGAGGUCGCCGGCGCCACCAAGAAGCUCUUCAACCAUGCCUUCAUUCUCGCCGGUGGUAUCAGCUUUGGAACCACAUUUCUCAAAUCUAUCGCUUCCUUUGCUGCCAUAUAUUUGUUGAUUUUAGAUCGAACAAAUUGGAGAACAAAUAUAUCAACAUUUCUAUUAGUGCCUUAUAUUUUCUUCAGUCUUCCAACUUUACUCUUCUCUUUCCUGAGAGGUGAGCUUGGGAAAUGGCUUGCAUUGGUAGCUGUUUUAGUGAGACUCUUCUUUCCAAAGCACUUCCCAGACUGGCUGGAGUUGCCUGCAUCAUUGAUCCUUCUUCUGGCCAUUGCCCCAGACUUAUUGGCUCAUAGCAUCAGGGACAGCAUUCUCGGACCUUGCACAUGCUUCUUUGUAAGCUGUUUCCUGGUACAAGAACACAUACGAGCAUCAGGUGGUUUCAAGAACUCAUUUACAAAGAGUCGUGGACUUUCCAACUGCAUCGGUCUUGUUCUUAUUUUGAUAUAUCCUACCUGGUCCAUGAUCUUGUAUUUUAUCUAGACUUCAAAGAAUUCAUCUCCUGCAUAUAGUUUUGCAUUCCUUGUAGAAGCAUCAAUUUACUCCUUGUGCAUUCAUUUAUUUGUAAGACUUUGAAUUCGUUCUCUUCCUUGGUUACUUUGGAAAUGCAGUUGAAUGCCUGUUUAUUCCCA
Dioscorea cayenensis subsp. rotundata (Guinea yam) is the source of this 814-nucleotide messenger RNA. RefSeq names its product cold-regulated 413 plasma membrane protein 2-like. NCBI's taxonomy places the organism in Eukaryota, Viridiplantae, Streptophyta, Magnoliopsida, Dioscoreales, Dioscoreaceae. Gene Ontology annotation, cellular component: membrane. Bases 63 to 665 code for a protein of 200 amino acids. The transcript is spliced from 4 exons. The record is from RefSeq and is a predicted model, not a curated record.